GCUCUCCUCAGGCCUUUGAGUUCCAGCCAUCGUCGACGCACCGGGCUUUCUCUGGCUGGCCUCAUUCGCCCUUCGUCCUCUGCCAUCUCAGUCUCAGUCUCCUAAUUGGACUGGCCUCCAAUCACUGCAAUGGACUUGCACACCUCCUCUCGACCCGGACAGCCCUCGCGCGGUACCCCCCUUCGCCCGGCCUCUCCAGCUCUGCCUGCCUCGUCGUCGUCGCCACGUACCUAUCGAACGCCCCAACCGCUUCCCCAUCGUUUUGCGCACAUUCAAGACAUCUACGACGAGAAGGCAGAGUUCUCUCAGCUCCAGGACUUGUCCAAGCGCCCCCCUCCAGACUCGUCGCCGAUUGCUGGCCCCUCCAACCUUUCUUGCUCCCAAGUACCUUCGCCCAUUUCUUCAAUACCCCCUUGGAUCCGCUCGCAACGCACGCAACGUUCGCGUCCCUUGCAGCUUCAGCCACCAUUUUCCCCGGCUCCAUGUCCGAUCGCGUCAAGCUGGGCUUCUCCAUAUGGUUCUUCACUCUCUGCCUCCUAUCACCCUUCAGUAUCACCAUCAUACGCUCGUCCACGCAGUCUGCGGAUAGUUAAUCUACUCAAGCCUUGGAUUCCAAUAAUUGUGUACAUCAUGACCACCCUGGGCUUUCUCGUCGCCGUCAGUUUCUGGAAAGUCGAGGUCUUCCAAGGUCUGGACGAACUAUCACGUUGGCUCAAGUCGGACGCUUACUUGGGAUACGCUGUGAUUUUCACCCUCAUCUUCCUAACGACCAUUCCUCCCAUACCUCUGUAUUCCACGCUCAUUAUCCUAUCCGGCUAUACUUACGGGCCCUGGACCGGCGCCAUUAUAUCGUACUGUGCCUCGCUCACAGGCGCAUUGGUGGUCUUCACGCUCUCCCGUACGCUCUUCCGCGCGAGCAUCUCACGUUGGCUUUCAUGUACGACCUGGAUUAAGCGCGUCGUACGAGCCAUCGAGAACAACCCCAAGCUUCUCUUCCUCAUCCGCCUGGCACCUUACCCAUACAACGUCAUGAAUUGCCUUCUUGCGGCAUCGCCCUCGCUGACCCUCCGCACGUACCUGCUCUGCACGGCGCUAUCUCUCCCGAAGCUCAUCAUCCAUACGAGCAUUGGAAGCUCGAUUCAUUCCUUCGCCGAGUACCACGUCAAGCGUCCAGGCUUAGAGCAGAACGAUGACAACGAGGGCAGCACGCUCUCGCACUACUCGACGAUCGCGGGCAUUGCUCUUUGUCUUGUCAUCUUCAUCUACCUCUCGUACAUCACGCGCAAGGCUGUCGACGAAGAGCUUCAGGACGAGGACGCCAUGGACGCUGCAUACUCGGAAGAGCGCGUCGCGUUCCUCGCCAGUCAGGAUGGGUACAGUCUGGACCUGGAGGAGCACAUGACUGAAGCACCGUUGACUCUCGAGAUACGCCAUGUGCCGACGCGCGGAAACACCCCGACGCCAGUCAGUCUCGUGAUCGCGGAGGCGAGUGGUAAUGCUGCUGCGCACACCAGCCACGGUCCUGGGGACGCAGGCGUCGUGGGCUCGCUCGGGAUAUCAUUGCCAUCGGACACAUAACGUUUCCUUUUCGUCUUUUGGGUUGUUCUGUGUAUAUAUUGCUUUGCGCUUACUUAGGAGCGCACGGACGGACUCUGUACGAAAGAGGUGUAGGAUUUCCCCCUUAGCAGUACCCAUUAAUCCUCAUCGUUGUUGAGGUAGUAUGUAGUCAUACGCUCACUUUUUGUUUCUUGCACGAUAUUUGUUAGAGUAUAUCCCUUAGGCUGGCGGUGAUGAAUCGCCUCUCACCCUGCUUUAUACGUGUAUGCUGGUCCGGAGGAUCGUCUGUCAAUAGUCGCUACUAUUCAUCGGCAUUUAGCUAGUCGGUUGUCGUCCCUUGGUAUUGCGGUCUUGCUAUCGGGCUGAGCAUGUGCACGCAAUCCAUCUUGCUUUCGUCGUU
Dichomitus squalens LYAD-421 SS1 is the source of this 1957-nucleotide messenger RNA. RefSeq lists its product as uncharacterized. The record is from RefSeq and is a predicted model, not a curated record. Gene Ontology annotation, cellular component: Golgi membrane. The coding region runs from base 130 to 1578 and encodes 482 amino acids. Lineage: Eukaryota; Fungi; Basidiomycota; Agaricomycetes; Polyporales; Polyporaceae. The transcript is spliced from 3 exons. Gene Ontology annotation, biological process: vesicle-mediated transport; mitotic spindle elongation.